Batrachochytrium dendrobatidis JAM81 is the source of this 1320-nucleotide messenger RNA. RefSeq lists its product as uncharacterized. Bases 1 to 1320 code for a protein of 439 amino acids. NCBI's taxonomy places the organism in Eukaryota, Fungi, Chytridiomycota, Chytridiomycetes, Rhizophydiales. The transcript has 3 exons. Gene Ontology annotation, biological process: intracellular signal transduction. The record is from RefSeq and is a predicted model, not a curated record.
AUGGAUACGCUUAACCAUCAAAUUGAGUUGGUUACAGGAAAAAUUCAAAAAAUAUACUCUUUAAAGGGCGUCCGUCUUCAAAAAACUCAAGAAUUUGAAACAGGUUUAGGAUACGUUCUUGUCGCAAACGACGAUCCAUUUAUCAAUACCAGAUACAACGUUAUGGCUCUGAAACAUCAAGACGGGCCCGUUGGACUUGGAGGCUUUACCAAACACAAUGAAUUUAUGAAAAAGAUUCGUCCAGUGACAACAAUGCGCCAUAUACGUCCGCAUCAUACUGAAACAGUGCCUAAUCAGACUGACAAGAUUAAACAACAGCAUCACGCUUCUGUCCAGCAAAAAAGACAAAAACCAACAACUAAAACUUCUAUUGAAAGAUUGCAUACUCCAGCAAAAGAAAUUGGGAUUAUUGAACUCAUUGAAAAGGAAGUAGAAACCAUCAUAUCAGGUUCACGUCCACACACUCAGUCCCGCUUACAAAAAAAUAAGCCUGCAGAUGCAAUUCAUGAUGAUGAGAUUUUUGAGGACGAAAAGAUCCGCAGUGCAAAAGCAACAGAGGAAGAAGUUUAUGGUGGGCACGAGUUGAAGAAACUGGAAGGUUUAAACAAAUCGGUUCGUAUUAAUAGCAAAGGAUCUACCCAACGUGUCCAUGUUAUUUCACCUCACGUAACAUAUGAAAAGCAUGACAAUCCUAUAGAACAUUAUGAUCAUCAGAUUGAACCCAUGGAUGAUAAAAGUCAUGUAGAGCAUCUUGAGAAUGUAAAAGAUGAAGACUCCACCAAGCAACACGAGCAUAUUAGCCAAAACGAUCUCCAAGAUCGGGUGCCUCUUGGUAAAGAUCACGCCGAACAACACGAGCACAUUAACCAAAACGAUUCCCAAGAUCAGGCACCUCGUGAUGAAGAUUCAAAGCAGGUCGAGUAUGAAAAGUCGAGUGCUCAAAUCCAUUCUAAGCAACAGUCUAGUCAUUCACUUGUAAAAUCUCAGUCACUUGUGAAAAAGUCUACUCCGGACAUAGAACAUCACAAAUCACAAUCUUUUGAGCAGCACGAGUCACAAACUUUAAAACAAGCAAAUAUGCAGUCUUUGACGAAUCUUUCACAAAAUCAAUUGUCUAAAACUUCAUCCCAAGAUAUACUACGUGCAAAAUCAUACCAGACAUUGCAAAAAUCACAUACUUCUACGAACGAUUUAAAGCAAACUGAGCCAAGACGACCAGCGACAGUUGAUGCAACAAGUGGACUGGCAAGCAACACAACUUCCAAGACAGAUAUUUCUGGAUCAAAAAAAGCGUCAAGAGUCCAUGUUGAGCAAGUUUAG